GGCUUCAGCGUACUGUCAGUCACAAACAGAAGCCGGCUGACCAUGAUUAGUAAAGGAAGAGCUGGGAAAAGCUGAUUCAGUGAAACAUAUGGGGACUUGGACAUACAAAACUGUGAGAGAAGUCCCGUCCCAGACAUAAGAGAGCCACCAGCGUUAUUUAUAUCAGUCUAUUAGAAAAGCCAGCCACCGUUGCAUACUUUGUGCAUUGCAGUAGCCUAGAGGGAAUGAUAUCAGACGUGCUAUGAGAUAAUUGUUACAGUAAAUACUACCACUGGAGAUCACCUGAUAAGGUGCAGAGCCCCUCGCAUAGACACUGAUAUGAUGCGCGUGUCUGGUUGCCUUAUAUAACGGAGCGCAGUAUAUUUAUGUCUGGAACACCAGCACUCCUCUCACUAGAGAUAACGGGGCUUGCGGAUGACUGAUCUGGACUGACGCUAUGGAUAUGAGGGGCGCAAUUUGUUCCGUGCUGCUAGCACUUCUAUAUCAGAAAGCACCUGCACGUGCUGCAGACCGGAGCCCUCAUGCUGCGGGGGUCCCGACAUCUUCCUCUAAGGCGCUACACUCUGACAUACUGGAUGUUACAGGACACACUGAAUAUGACAUUGUUGUGGCAUAUGAAGUGGACAAAGACGGCGAUUAUAUCACACAUGAUAUAAGCCACAGUCAUAGGAGAAAAAGAUCAGCGAAGACAGAUCCUGUACAUCUCAAGAUUCAUGGAUUUGGGCAGGAUUUGCAUUUGCAGCUAAAUUCUUCAAGUCUACUGGCACCUGGAUUUAAAAUUCAAACAUUUGGAGAGGGAAGGACUAAAUAUACAGAAGUGUACCCAUCACAUGCCUUCUGCUUCUAUACAGGAACACUGCUAUCCCAUGAAAAUUCCACAGUAGCACUUUCAACAUGUAAUGGCCUGUCUGGCUUUAUAAGAACAAAUGAAGCUGAUUUUUUCUUGAAACCACUACCUGUGCAUAUAGCACUCAAACACAAUUACUCUACUUCAGAUGGUCACCAGCCCCAUGUUCUGUACAAGCGAUCUACCGAUAUACAGUUGUACAAGGAUGAUCUAUCUCCAGCUGACAGACAGCCUGAACUGGAAAAUCUAAAUUGGCUUUACCAAGAUAGACUGCUACCUCUAGGCCACCAACAAACGGAUUACUUACAUGAAACAGCAGAGAAAAAGCACUACUGUGGAAGGCGCAAGAAAUAUAUGCCUAAACCUCCUAAGGAAGAUAUUUACAUUUUGCCUGAUGAAUACAAAUACUCGGGACGGAGCAAACGUUCUCUCAUAAAUUCUCAAAAGAACAAGCCUUUAAACGUGGAGACUCUUGUUGUUGUUGACAAGAAAAUGAUGCAAAAUCACGGUCAUGAAAACAUCACUACUUACGUGCUAACAAUACUCAAUAUGGUUUCUGCAUUGUUCAAAGAUGGAACAAUAGGGGGAAACAUUAACAUUGUCAUUGUUGGUCUAAUUCUACUGGAAGACGAGCAGCCUGGACUUGUUAUAAACCAUCAUGCUGACCACACAUUGAGCAGUUUCUGCCAGUGGCAGUCCGGGCUGAUGGGAAAAGAUGGCAGUCGUCAUGAUCAUGCCAUUCUGCUCACUGGUUUGGACAUAUGUUCCUGGAAGAAUGAACCUUGUGAUACGUUGGGGUUUGCUCCAAUAAGUGGUAUGUGCAGUAAAUACCGUAGCUGUACUGUUAAUGAGGAUACAGGGCUUGGACUGGCAUUCACAAUUGCUCAUGAAUCAGGUCACAAUUUUGGCAUGAUCCAUGAUGGAGAGGGAAAUGUGUGCAAGAAGUCAGAAGGCAAUAUCAUGUCACCAACAUUGGCAGGACAUAAUGGAGUCUUCUCCUGGUCCGCAUGCAGCCGCCAGUACUUGUACAAAUUUUUGAGUUCCUCUCAAGCUAUUUGCCUCGCUGAUGAUCCUAAGCCCGGGAAAGAAUAUAAAUAUCCCGAAAAACUUCCAGGGGAACUGUAUGAUGCCAACACACAGUGCAAAUGGCAGUUUGGAGGGAAGGCCAAACUCUGCAUGCUGGACUUUAAAAAGGAUAUAUGUAAAGCACUUUGGUGCCACAGAGUUGGAAGAAAAUGUGAGACAAAGUUUAUGCCAGCAGCUGAAGGCACGAUAUGUGGGCACAAUAUGUGGUGUCGAAAAGGACAGUGUGUGAAAUAUGGUGAUGUAGGACCCAGGCCUACAAAUGGUCAGUGGUCUGACUGGUCAGCUUGGUCCCUGUGCUCCAGGACAUGUGGUGGAGGUGUUUCGUACAAAGAGCGUCAGUGCAGUAACCCAAGGCCCUUGCAUGGAGGAAAAUUUUGUGAAGGUUCUUCACGGUCAUUUAAACUUUGUAACACUCAGAAGUGUCCCAAGAACAGCACUGACUUUAGAGCCCAGCAGUGUGCAGAAUAUAACAGUAAACCUUUUAGAGGCUGGAAUUACAACUGGAAGCCCUACACUCGUGUGAAUGAACAAGAUUACUGUAAACUAUACUGCAUUGCAGAAGGAUACGAUUUCUUUUUUUCCUUAUCAAACAAAGUAAAAGAUGGAACACGGUGUUCUGAGCAUAGUAACAACAUGUGCAUUGAUGGAAUUUGUGAGACAGUCGGCUGUGACCAAGUUGUUGGUUCUAAUGCUGUGUAUGAUUCAUGUGGUGUAUGUAAUGGAGACAACUCCACCUGCAAGGUCUACAGAAACAAGUAUACAAAACAGUACUAUUCUAAUCAAUAUUAUUCAUUAGUGACCAUACCUGCUGGAGCUCGUAGCAUAAGUGUUUCUGAAAUGAACAUCUCUACCUCUUACAUUUCUGUACGUAACACACUGAACAAGUACUACCUCAAUGGAUACUGGACUAUCGACUGGCCGGGUCAAUACAAGUUUGCAGGCACCGUGUUUGACUACAAAAGACCAUACAAUAAUCCAGAGACUUUGACUGCUGCUGGGCCUACAAAUGAAACUGUAGUAGUUGAAAUACUAUUGCAAGGUAAAAACCCUGGAAUGAUCUGGGAGUUCUCAAUGCCCAAAUCAGAAAGUGAAAAGAUGAAAUUGAUGCCAAAGCACAACUACACAUGGGCCAUCAUCCGAUCUGAAUGUUCUGCCUCAUGUGGAGGAGGUCACAUGAACACUAAAGAAGGGUGUUACAGAGAUAUGCGAGUUCAGGUCAAUACUUCUUUCUGUAAUUCUAAAAAUCGACCUAUCACAGGACCAGUUCCUUGCAACCUGCAAGCGUGUCCUCCAAGCUGGUCUGCAGGAAACUGGACAGAAUGCAGUCAAACUUGUGGUACUGGAGAACAGUUUCGACAGAUUCACUGCAAGCAAAGGACACAUUACAAACUGGAAACUGUGGCAAACAAAUUAUGUUCCACACCACCACCUACCCACAGGCAAAUAUGUAGAACACAGAACUGUCCUCCUGGGUGGAGUGUUGGACACUGGUCAGAGUGUUCCCGAACCUGUGGCAAAGGAUGGAGAAAGAGAACAGUAGUUUGCAAGAGCACUGGUCCUUCCCUCCAAGUUCAGAUCCUCCACAAUUCUGCCUGCACUUUGGAGUUCAAGCCCAAAACCCAGGAAACCUGUGUUGUUAAACGCUGCAACAAACCUAAGACGUUGCAAUGGCUUGUGACCAGCUGGUCAGAGUGCUCUGUUUCAUGUGGAUUAGGCGUUCAGAAAAGAACAAUACAAUGUACAGAAAAAUAUGUCUCUGGAAAAUACAGACAUCUUGCUUCAAAAAAAUGCUUACAUCUGGAAAAACAAAACAUAGAACUUGAAAAAGUCUGCGAACAGGCUGAAUGUCCAAGGUAUCCCAUCCACACUGUGGUUAAUCAUCCCCGAGGAUCUUGGUACUCUUCUCCAUGGUCUCAGUGUUCAGUAACUUGUGGAGGAGGUGUACAGGUGCGGACUGUGCAAUGCCUCAAUCAUGGAUACCCUUCUAGUGGGUGCAUUGCCUAUCAAAAGCCGUUCUUAUCACAAGCUUGCAACACUGAAUUCUGUCCCCUUGAAAAGAAAGAUCCCUCCUGCAAAGAUUAUUAUAAUUGGUGUUAUUUGGUGCCACAGCAUGGUGUGUGCAGUCACAAGUUUUAUGGCAAGCAGUGCUGCACAUCUUGUUCCAAAUCAAAUGUAUAAUCGGGAUCAUGCUGCAAAGUAAAAACAGAAGAGCUAAAUAUCAGACACAACCAACAUUUCAACCUUUUCUGAAGAUGCGGUCUACAAGUGCUUUCAGCUUUGAACUUAAAAAUUGUAGACCUCACAUAUAGUAGGCUUCUUACAUUUCUGCCAAUACGGUAUUGAGGUGACGAGAAACAAUAUACAGUAAACCACUAACAGUACUAGUUUUUGGGCAGAGCCAUAUGAGACUUUGUAACUUGUGCAUGUCAUUUACUUCUGACAAAUAAGUAUUUGGUCUCUUUUCAUGCUGGAUCCCACAUGGAAACUUGUAAUUACAGCAGGGAAAGCUGCAUGAAAAUGGUGCCAAACAAAUGGCAUGGCAUCAUCUUACCUCACUUCUGCUGUAAGGAGAAUAGUCAGCGUUCUCUUCCAAGUUGUCAUUACCAGAGCACUUCCGACAGCUGGAUUCAACUUAUAAGAAUAUGUCAGCGCUGCUGGUUUUAUCACCUGCUGUUAAACACUCAGAACACCCAAUAACAUUGUAAAACGUCAUAAUUUCUUAAAACUCUUUAUACAGUACUUAAAGUCAUUAUCUCAUUGAAAAACUGGAUGUUGCAAUUAUCAUAUGUUUUUGUAAGGAAUUCAGAACAAUUCCUAAUGGUGCUAGCAUUUUCGCCCUGACUACACUGGCAAGUAUUGUUCUUUAAUACGUAUUGUAUAUGUUUUUCGUAAGUGUUCCUAUUUAAAUAUUGUUUUCAGCUUAUAAUUAAGCGUAAACACUUAAAAUCCUUCUUAGCAAACUAUAACAAUAUAACAAUAUUUCAUUGCAAAGGUACUACAUCGUUAUAGUAUAUCACAGCUUAGUAAUAUGCCUUUCACACUAAGUCAGAUAGUCAUUGCGAUCAGUACAGUGAUGCUGAAAUUGAAUCCUGAUGACCGUUUUGGUGCUACGUUCUCUACUAUCUCUUAUCGUACUACAGAGGUUUUCAAAUGAUGAAAGACAAUUGCUGAUACUGUACCUCCACGAGGGUUACAUCUUGUAAAGUUCAAUGCUAAAUAUUUAUGAAUUCAGUUUUUUUUAAUAAA
Pseudophryne corroboree (corroboree frog) is the source of this 5179-nucleotide messenger RNA. RefSeq names its product ADAM metallopeptidase with thrombospondin type 1 motif 16 (gene ADAMTS16). Gene Ontology annotation, cellular component: extracellular matrix. Gene Ontology annotation, molecular function: metalloendopeptidase activity. Bases 437 to 4111 code for a protein of 1224 amino acids. NCBI's taxonomy places the organism in Eukaryota, Metazoa, Chordata, Amphibia, Anura, Myobatrachidae. The record is from RefSeq and is a predicted model, not a curated record. The transcript is spliced from 23 exons. Gene Ontology annotation, biological process: extracellular matrix organization; proteolysis.